AUGACCCGAAUGACGUUCACCGUACUUCGUGCUGUGCGACGGAUACAAUUGAAUGUGAAGCAUAUCAAUAUCACUUCAGUGAGAGUCUACCGGGACUCUGAAGAGAUCAACAUCGAUGAGAUUUCCGAAGAACAUCCACAGUUGCUGGAUAUUUUCACGUCUGUUGAUCUACAACCGGGAACUGACUACAGCUUAGCCCUCAAAUUCAGAACAUUUAUCACCAAUCCGAGGUUUGCUGGGAUAUUCGUAGCCCCCUACCGACAUGGAUCAGAGAGCAGGUAUCGAUUAUUCACUUCUCCCACAAAAUGA
Molecule: messenger RNA, 309 nt
Organism: Cooperia oncophora
Lineage: Eukaryota; Metazoa; Nematoda; Chromadorea; Rhabditida; Trichostrongylidae
Source: the annotation of a GenBank genome assembly